Mesorhabditis spiculigera is the source of this 1218-nucleotide messenger RNA. NCBI's taxonomy places the organism in Eukaryota, Metazoa, Nematoda, Chromadorea, Rhabditida, Rhabditidae. The record is from the annotation of a GenBank genome assembly.
AUGAACGACAUUGUCCUCAACCCGUUGCUCACUUUCCUCAAAAACUAUCGCGAUCAUCCGAUGAUCAAUCGCCUGAUCGAGGGCAAUUUUACAAAAGCCCAAAUCGAAGAAGCAACCCGGAUUGUUGAGAGGAGCCUCGGCCUUGCCAACGUCUCAAUCAAGCUUGCCGACCUGUUCAAGCUGGCCGACGAUCGGGCCGUGCUGCCCCGUUUUGCUGUCUCCGAUUUCAAGGGGUUGCCGAUGAUUUUGAGCGAAUGCCGCUUAAGCCAAGCCGAAGAGCAAGAAGAAGCGAGCAGCUACCAGCCGGAGCCGAUGAAUCUCUCCACCUCCAUGACGCUCGAAAUGUCCUCCGCCUCCAGUCCCGAAAUCCCGACGUCAGCGACGUGUUCGUCGGCCGGCAGUGACUCGGCUUCAUCCUCAUCCAAACAGUCCCCGAUCCCUGGCUGCGAGAUGAUGUCCGUUAUCGAAAACCCUGCUCGUGCUCCAAAGCGAAAAGCCGUCGGCAAAAGCCUCGAAAAUGCGCUCAAGAAGCUGAGCGACAAGCGCGUGAAGCCGGACGAGCCUAAACCCAUCCUUUCUGUGCCGCCACCAACCCUCCUGACGGCACUUCAGAAUACCCAAAUUCCAAUGUUGCCCCACAACCUGUUUCCCGAUCUGAAUCGAGCAAUGAUUGGCGGAAUUUUCGAUCGAAACCGAUACCUGCAAGCCGCCGCCAUGCUCAACUACAUCCAGCAGCAACAGCGGAACGUUCAGCAGGCGAUGGCCCAGCGUCAGCAACAGGUUCAGCAGGUUCAGCUACAGCAGCAGCAACAGCAACAGGAGCUGAUCAAGGAGCAGCAGCCGGAGAUGAUUACAAAAGAAGAACUCGACGAAAAAACUGACGAUGAUCUAGAAAAGGAGAGCGACAGCCCCUCCCCGUCCGAAGAGAUGAAAGACGAGCAGGACGCUGAGAAUCUGGCAGACAAACCCUACGUGUGUGGUCAAUCGAACUGCGCGAAACGUUUUGCCAACAAGUUCCUGCUCAAAAAGCACAUGUUCAUCCAUACCGGACUUCGCCCACACGCUUGCCCGUACUGUACGAAACGCUUCAACCGCAAAGACAACCUCCUCCGCCACAAGAAAACCCACAUCCAGCACGGCGUCCCCCCUCUCGCCGUCUUCCCACCGCCGUUUUCGCUUCUGGUGCAUGGCGGAGAUGCUUCAGAUGAUGUCAGCGAU